This is a messenger RNA of Helicoverpa armigera (cotton bollworm), 1136 nucleotides long. RefSeq names its product myotubularin-related protein 13-like. Bases 471 to 1136 code for a protein of 221 amino acids. The transcript has 5 exons. Gene Ontology annotation, cellular component: cytoplasmic vesicle. Gene Ontology annotation, biological process: regulation of Rab protein signal transduction. The record is from RefSeq and is a predicted model, not a curated record. Lineage: Eukaryota; Metazoa; Arthropoda; Insecta; Lepidoptera; Noctuidae.
UAUUAUAGUAGUUUUUUUAGAAAUGUCGGAUGGACGAGCGAUGGGCCGCGGCUGUAGUGACGUUUAUUAUCAGAAAUUAUUUUGAAAUAUACAAUUUAGGGCGUAUUAGUUACAUUCACAACUAGUUUUAUAGUGGAUGACCUUAUCCGAAAUAAAGUUUGUUAGAAAACCGGUGUCAUUGUAAGGAUUUGUGGCCAUAACCUCUUCGUCUGGACAAUCUAUAAUCUUUCUUGUCGUAAUUAAAGCUAAAAAUUCUUUAGCUCGCGAUAAAUGAAAGUGUUGUUUACAUUCCGUGAAGUGUAUGGUGUGCGAAUUGUACGCGUUGUGUGUGCGAAACUGUCGGUGAUCAGUUAAGUGAAGUAAAAAUGUGCAAACGAGUAGCUUUGUGUUUAAAAUGUGUUUAAAUUCGUGUAAUCCAAUUACAAAGUGUAUUUGUGUUAUUUGUGCUGGAAUGUUGCCGUAGGAGUGCAAUGUCCAGGCUUGUGGACUACUUCGUAAUUGUGGGCUUCGACCACGAGAAGGAGAGGGGCGGUCUGAACAGCGGCGUAGUCCUCCAGAGGUUUCCCGAGAUCAAUUGGGACGACACACCCUUUCACGACGGUAUAGGAUGGUUCUGUCAGCCGCAAGGAUGGGCGCUCUCAACAGAGCGUACGGAACCCCGGUUCUACGUGUCCGUACUAACGGACGUAGACGCAAACCGUCAUUAUUGCGCCUGCCUGUGCUUCAACGAGACCGUCGCCAUCACGCCCACCAAGCCUGCAGACGAGGACGAAGAAGAGUCAGCGCGGCCGGUGCCCAAUAUCACCCACCACAGUAUCAUGUACGCUCCCAAGUGCCUCGUCAUUGUGUCGAGACAGGACUACAUCGAUACCUUCAGGAACUGCCUAGGCAUAAUCUACACAGUAUGGGUAGAAAACCUCGGGGUACCACUAGAGACGCUGGUCGGUAACCUGGUGGGCGGCGUGCUGGUGCCGGGCGCGGGCGGGCCGCAGGUGCGGUUCAGCAUCGGCGCCGGGGACCGACAGGCGCUGCAGCCGCCCGCCGCGCCGCCCAUGCCUGUCACACACACCGCUGUGUAUAUGCUGCUCAGGUUGCUAGGUAACGACUCCUGCAGUCUACUUACACAGUAUGGGUAG